UAAAACUUGCGAUUGUUCAUAGAAAAACAGUUAUUCCAUGUCGUUAAAACCACCAACAAUGUGGACAACAGUGUUUUUAGGAAUUGUUGCUGUCUUAUCAAGCAGUGUACGAGGGCAAUUACCAAAUCUACUAGGAAGCGAAAAUUUUGAAAGAUCACUCGAAGAAUCUUAUAGUGAAGAAAAUGAGUUAUAUCCAGAGAUGCACUAUGAUGAUGACGUUUGGCUUGAACUAGAAUACAAAGUGCUUCAGCUUCUAAACAGUGAUGAUUAUGAAAGCGAUGAAAAAUCCGAAGACGUUCGAGGCAUUCCCACGAGCCAUAAGGCAGUGAGCUGUCUCGAAAAACUGGAUGGUCCCUUUUACACAAUCGAAAGUACUUCGUCAGAUGAACAUAUUUAUCCUGCUAGAUAUUUUAACAUAUCGUGUGUACGGAAUAAUGAUGCAGCACAACAUCACGGACACCAUAAAAAAUUGCCCGUUAAAUGCGCAGCUGGUAAACAUGACUGUGUUACCACAAUCAAAGAAGUUCCAGUAUUUAGAAAACAGCUUAAGAGUUACAAUAAAAAUUGUUGGAAACCUGAAAAGUUAAUUCCCGUAGAAACUGGAUGCAAGUGUAAUAAUUACAAAUAGAACAUUUUGGACGAAUUUUUGUUAACCUACAAUGUUUUGAGAACGACUUUUCAUUGUACUUGAAGUAUUGAAAUAUUUGAAAUAAAAUGUUAAUGCUAAACAA
Molecule: messenger RNA, 731 nt
Organism: Zophobas morio
Lineage: Eukaryota; Metazoa; Arthropoda; Insecta; Coleoptera; Tenebrionidae
Exons: 4
Coding region: 38-628 (196 amino acids)
Source: RefSeq, a predicted model, not a curated record